This is a messenger RNA of Pestalotiopsis fici W106-1, 2088 nucleotides long. RefSeq lists its product as uncharacterized. The record is from RefSeq and is a predicted model, not a curated record. NCBI's taxonomy places the organism in Eukaryota, Fungi, Ascomycota, Sordariomycetes, Amphisphaeriales, Sporocadaceae. The transcript has 2 exons. Bases 1 to 2088 code for a protein of 695 amino acids.
AUGCCUCCUCUUGCUGGCUUCUCGGAUAACCCGUUUCAAACCCAUUCAGAUCUGAUCACAGCUGCGGUUGCCCUCAUUAAACCUCUGGAGGUAUACAAGUCGAAUGGUAAAGCUCGUAUCAAAAUUGCCAGCUCGAGCGGCGCAGGAUUCAGCGAGACAGCCGCCCAAGUUGAAGGCUUUUCCAGACCACUAUGGGUAGUUGCCCAUCUCCUUGAACUGGAAUCAAAAGGAUGUGUGCCAAAUCUUGCCCAAACGGGAGUAAAUCUGCAAUCAUGGGUUCUUGGCCUCAAAUCCGGAACCGACCCUUCGUCGAAUGAAUACUUUGGAGAUCUCGGUGAUUUCGACCAGAGAAUGGUGGAAAUGGAAGCAAUCGCACUGUCAAUCCUGAUUUCGCCUUCAAACUUUGCCUUUCGGAACGACGCCUUUGCUAGGUCCAAUUUAGUCAAAUGGCUGUCGCAAAUCAAUAGAAGAAAACUUCCCGUCAACAACUGGCGCUGGUUUCGAGUUUUUGUCAACUUGGCCCUUUACAAGGAGCUCCAAGUCCCGCGAGGUCAAGUGCAACGCCAUCUUGAUGAGGACUUGGCAAUUCUUGACUCUUUCUAUCUGCAAGAUGGAUGGUCUAGUGAUGGCACAUGGGGAGAAGAGAGAAAGCAGGCAGACUAUUACUCUGGAAGUUUUGCAAUUCAAUUUGCACAGUUGCUCUUUGUCAAGUAUGCUACCGAGUUUGAUGCAAGCCGGGCAGAUCGAUAUAAGCAACAGGCCAAGGAAUUCGCAACUCAUUACUGGAGGUUUUUUGACACCAAUGGCGCUGCAAUCCCAUUUGGGCGGAGCUUGACUUAUAGGUUUGCUUUUGCAGCGUUCUGGUCGGCUCUCAGUCUGGCAGAGGUUGAACUUCUCGCCCAAUUGAAUAAUGUGGGAGUAGUGAAAGGACUAUUGCUGCGGCAUCUGCGAUGGUGGGCAAAGCAGCCUCACAUUUUCAAUACCGACGGAACAUUGAACAUCGGCUACACGUACGCGAAUCUGUUCAUGUCAGAGGACUACAACUCUCCUCAGUCGGUAUACUGGUGUCUGAAGAGUUUCAUCGCCGCCGCCAUCCACCCGGACUCUUUGUUUUGGACGUCUGAGGAGGCACCACAUCCGGCAGCUUCGGGUAUCCCGACAAAGAUGCAACUCAUCUGGCCAGCAAAGCAGAUAGUAUGCAACACCCCUGAACAUCAUUUUCUGCUUUCCUCUGGGCAGUCCACGAGAAAGAAUCAUCGUUCCCGGGAGGCAAAAUACUCCAAAUUUGCUUAUUCCUCGGCGUUCGCAUUCAGUGUCCCCUGCGGCGUCUCUCUUGAGCAGCUAGCACCUGAUAGUGUGCUGAGCCUCAGCACCGACGGCGGAGAGACCUGGAAAGUUCGCUGGGAACCAUUCAACGUUUCGCAUGAAUGCGUUUCGUUCCGUAAUGAGCAGCUCCCGGUUUUAGUGAGUUCCUGGAAGCCAUGGAACAAUCUGAACAUCAUUGUCGAGACGAGAUUGUUCUCGCCACACACAGCUUGGCCAGGUUGGAGUUUGCGCGUGCACACGCUGCGCUGGCUUGCAGAGAGAUGCGUUCCGGAUCAGCUUAUCGCCCUCGACAGUGGUUUUGCCAUCUCGUCCCAAACGCGCCUUGGGCACUCGAUCUUUGAGCAGCCUUGCACUUCAGACUUUUCUUCAUGCGCUACCAAUGAAGGAUGGUGGAAAGACGACAUGAGCUGCUUGAUUGUAUCGGAAGCUGGCGCAAGCGGGACAGUGGAUCUAACACCUGAAUUUCUACCCCUGGGCCCUAACUGUACCCUGCACCCAGAGCGCCAGGCAAGGAUAAUCAAGCCAGAUGCCAACACCAAUCUCUCAGCACAACGAACUCUUUUGCCAUCAUCGCAACACCACUUCAGUGCGGCGCAUUCGAAUUCCCAAGAUUCUGGGGGAAAGACGGUUCAUCAUAUUGUGACUGGUGUUUUUGCUGCUCAAAGCUCCAAAGUACAAUUGUCGAACGUAUGGAGUUUGUGGCAGAAUCGGCCAUCUGGUAGCCUCGAUCCGUCCUAUGGAACUUUGACUCUCGGGGGUUAG